Molecule: messenger RNA, 2762 nt
Organism: Polychytrium aggregatum
Lineage: Eukaryota; Fungi; Chytridiomycota; Chytridiomycetes; Polychytriales
Product: male sterility protein-domain-containing protein
Exons: 6
Coding region: 56-2488 (810 amino acids)
Source: RefSeq, a predicted model, not a curated record
AGGAUCAGUUUGGAUUCCUAAGCCCACGCCCAACACCGUCGACAAAGUCAAGAGCAUGAUCAGAAUGCUGGACGAUGGCGUAUCGUACCUCUACCUGACCCCUUCUUACAUGAAGGUGAUCAUCAGUGUGGCCCAGUCACAGAAUCCCGAUAUCAAGUGGGAGAAAACCAAGACAAUUGCCUUGGGCUCGGAGUUGGUGCCUCCAAGUACCGUGAAUGGCACCAAACGUAUCUUCCCAAAUGCUGUAUUGGGAAUAGUAUAUGGAUCGAGUGAAUCGCUCCUCAUUGGCGCAACCUCCGUUUGCCGCCUCCCAGCCAACGAGAUUCUGAAAACAGGCAAACUGGUUUACAAGCUGAUGAAGCCUGAUAUCCGUUCUCUCCUUUUUGACGAGGAAGGCAACAUUGUUGACCAACACCAAACCAAGGAAGGAAUCCUCGUCUUUGCCGUCGACAAGGAUCAUCCCAUCAAGAACCACCCCAACUUUGUCAACGCCGAUCCGAAUGACAAGCUCGCCUCGUUCGGCUUCCUUGAGGAUGGCUCGCCCCGUGUCUGCACCAUGGACUGGGUCGAGAUGGUUGGCGAGAAGCAGUUCACUGUGGUUGGAAGAUUCGACCAGAAGAUCAAGGUCAACGGCGUCUAUGUUGACCUCAACGCCCUCGAGGAGCUGGCCAACGAAAACAUGUCCAAGAUCAUCUCGGACUGUGCCUUCAUCCAGACCUCCGAGAAGAAGAUCGUGAUGCUCUUUGUCCGCAGAAGGGGCUCUGAGGUCAACCCCACUCCUGCCGAGCUUCUGCAGCUGACCGAGGACAUGUUUGCGCUGACAAACGUCGCCAAGUUCCCGAUCCACAACUGCUUCGAGCUCGACGAGUUUCCCUUCAACGACUCGGGCAAGCGCGACCUCAAGAAGCUCAGGCGCAUCGCCGAGGAUGCCGAUCAGUACGGCAAGUCGGUCGAGUACCCUCCCCUAAAACUCGCCAACACUCCCCUGUCCCGCACUGCCGCCAAGAUAUCCACACUUGGCAGCCAGAUCAUCGACAACCCCGCCCUCGACGGCCGCAACUACUACAUCGGCGGCGUCGGCUUUGACUCGCUGAGUGUCGGCCGCCUGGCCCUCGCCAUCAAGGACGAGUUCAAUGUCGAGAUAUCGCCUCUGAUCCUCCUGUCGAACGGAAUGACACCGACUGAUGUCGCCCAGUUGGUUGUCGACAUCCUCGACGACAGACCGAUGAUUCCCCCGACCGUCCAUCUGGCUGCCGAGGCCGCCAAGCUCGACGAUACGAGUGUGACGGCCGAGGGUCUUCCUCCGUUUGUCUAUCCCAAGGACCCUCGCGGCAUCGUUCUGACCGGUGCCACUGGCUUCCUCGGUGCCUUCCUGGUCUUUGAGCUGGCACACAAGUUCCCUCGGGCCAAGAUCAACUGCCUGGUCCGAGCCCCGACCGAGCAGGUGGCUGUCGAGCGCAUCAUCAGCACGGCUCAGAAGUUGGUCCUCGAUCCGAGCCAGAGAGCCUUCCUUGACCACAGCCUCAAGUCUCGACUCGUUGGACUGUGCGGCAACCUGUCGAAGAACAAGUGGGGACUCUCGGACGAGCGAUGGAAGGAGAUCAGCGAGGAGACCGACAUAAUUGUCCACAACGGCGCCGAGGUCCACUGGCUGUUUGACUAUGACAGACUCAGGGGACCCAACGUCCUCAGUACGGCGACGGCCCUGAGACUGGCCACAACCCACCACCUGAAGCCGCUGCACUACAUCUCGACCAUCGGCACGAUCCCGAUGGCCAAGAAGGCAGACAAGCCGCUCGAGGAGACGAUCUACUCGGCCUGGAACAUCUCUGGCGGGUAUGGCCAGACCAAGUGGGUCUCUGAGCAGCUGGUCAACAAGGCACGAUCGAGGGGAGUACCUGCGACGAUCAUUCGCCCAGCCGUCAUUGCUGGCGACAGCCAGUACGGAGUGUCCAACUCUGAUGACUACAUCUGGCGAUAUGUCAAGGGAUGCAUCCAACUCGGUGUUGCUCCCUCGCACGCCACUCUUGUCACGAUGACCAUGGAUCCCGUCGACCAUGUUGCCAAGGUGGUUGCCGAGAUUGCCGGCUCGGAGGAGUCCCUGUCCAAGUUUGUGUUCCACGUCAGCGACUCGGAGCACAGUGUCCUCACUGAGACCCGGCUGUUUGAGAUUGUCAGGAACCAUGGCUGGCCGAUCCUGUUCGAGACCCGCGAGCAGUUCAAAGAGGCAUUCCACUCCCAUCCCGCCGUCGAGAGCAACGCCCUGUUCCCGCUCAUGCACAUCAUGAUGGACAUGUCCUUCAAGAUCGACAACGCCAACACCCGCUCGAUCUACCCGGCGCCGUGUCCCUCGCUGGAGGAGGUCGUCGAGAAGUGUCUCAACUAUCUGCACCACGUUCGCUUCUUGGACGAUCCCCUGGACCCGUCUUCGUCCUUCAAGAUCAAGUAUCCCGAGACCAGCGUGGUCACCCGCACCGGCCGCAACUAAGGUCCGAUGCAUGACGGCGAUGUGGAUUAGAGACUCUGAAUGCCUCAUAAUCUUGAUAAUAUCCCGUGUUUCGUGUCUCUUGUUCUAUUUGGAUCUGUCGUCUCUACCUUUUCUUCCAGAUGUGCCGUGUCUCCCGUUUCCUUUUCCUGUCUGUUGCUUCCUUUGGUGAUCCCAGUGAUGGAUGGUUUGCCAGACAUCAGAGUAUUCGAAUGAGUCCUUAAACGCUGGAGCUGGAAUAUCACUCAAUACAUAUCAAGCAAGGAACUCGACCAAC